GUGGACAUUGCACCCGGCUCUGUUUUGCAGGAGCCUGCGCCAGCGGGGAGGUGCCCUUUAAAGCCGCUCGCCACGGGGCUUCAGCAAUGGCCACUAAACCCAACUGAGCUCCUACAGGCUACGGCUACACUGCAAGAGCUAUUGGGGGAUACCGGAGUAUCCUGGGCCUUCACCGCAAGCGCCUUAUUUCGGGCUCCCUAUUCCAACGACCCUAUAAACCUCAAUCUAUGCAGAAUAUCCAGAUUGCUACAGAAGGAUGCAGAGCAGGAAUCCCAGAUGAGAGCUGAAAUUCAAAACAUGAAGCAAGAACUCACAACCAUUAGUAUGAUGGAUGAGUUUGCAAGAUAUGCCCGACUGGAAAGAAAGAUCAACAAAAUGACUGACAAGCUUAAAACUCAUGUGAAAGCACGAACUGCUCAAUUAGCCAAAAUAAAGUGGGUGAUAAAUAUUGUAUUCUACAUUUUACAAGCUGCCUUGAUGAUCUCACUAAUUUGGAAAUAUUAUUCUGAGCCAGUUACUAUACUUCCAAGCAAAUGGCUAGCCCCAAUGGAGCGUUUAGUAGCCUUUCCUACAGGAGUGGCAGGUGGCGUUGGAAUUACUUGCUGGCUUGUGGUCUGCAACAAAGUUGUGGCCAUUAUGCUUCACCCUUUCAGCUGAAAAGGAAUACUGGAAUUCUAAACUGCAUUUCCAUUAUCACAGUUAGAAAAUGGAGUCCUGAAGUCUUUUACGAGAGACAAAUGCAGAGCUUGCACCAAUUUCAUUCAUUCUUGAUGUGAAGGGAAAAGCUCUUUCCAUCUAAGGAAGCCGUUGUAGACAAUGUAAUAAUUAAGCAUGAAUUAAUUCUCAUCUUGUAUUGUUUCAGUUUAAUAUUUAUGAAUAAGCUUUAUUGUCAUUUGACUUUUCCUUCAAGUUUUAGUCACAACUUUUAAAGAUAACAUUACUUCUAAUAAAGCCUCAUUUUAUUGUUGGCUAGUAUACACACUAGGAAUGUAAACAUGUACUCAUGUACAUGGUUACACAGUGCCCCCUCUCCUGCUGCUUCUUUAUCAGAAGCAGGAUAAGGAGCUGGAGGAGGGAGCUAGUACACGCUAAAAGUCAAUUUUCAAGCUGGCUCCUUGCUCAUCCCAGCUCCCAUCAAACUAACUUCUCCCCUCCGUAGCCCCUGUAUCAGAGGUAGCAGCAGGGGGCAGGCAGGAGCUGGCUCCCACUUCCCCCCCUCACACGUAAACAAGUUUUAACAUCCCUAAUAUACACUGGUUAACUGCAGAAACAAAUUUAUCAUUACAAUUUCACUGAGAAUCAACUGCAAGAUUAACUAGCUUUUUAAAAUGAAUUGCAGCGUGGGGAUUCUUUUGGGGCUUUCCUCUUUCUUUGCGGGAAGUAUGGAGACUGAUUAACGUUUAAAAAAAUGUGAUUUACUGACUUUACCUUGCAGACUUCAGCACGUGUGGGCUGUCUUAGAAGAUGCACCAUUGAUUUAAUUGAAAUCCAGAGUUGACCCCAGCCCUUUCUCAACUGCCAAAUAUGUGGUGGCUGGCUACUUGUUCUUGUCUGGAGACCCAGUUGCUGAAACAUAUUCUGCCUUGUCUCCCAAAUGGCUCUUUCUAUCCCUGGACCUAAUUCUCCCUCUCAAAAAUACUUCUCUUGCCCCUACUUUGAGAAAAUAUCACUGGGGCCAUGCUCUGGUCCUGAAGUCUCUUUUCCUCCUCCUUCUCCUCCUGUCUUGGCCCAGGAAGGGGGAGAAAAGCUGUAGUCUCAAAGACAUGCCAGAGCAUGGCCCCAGCUUACACUGUGUUGAAAGGAAUGAUGUGGUCAGUCUCCUCCUAUUUCAAAAUGUGAGUUAACAUCUUCCAGGAUAGCCCAAGACACUCUACAAGGCAAAAAAAUAAGUCGGGGAUUCAGAUUUCUAAUACAAAAUGUUGAAGAAUAUGGUAAUUAGCAGAGGAAAACAUUACUUUUUGGAGUAAAUCCUCUUUCCCCAGUGUUAAGCUAAACCAAACAGACUUGAUACAUACGAUCCUGCAGGGUAAGGAAGGACCGAAUCCUCCUCUACUAGCCUGCCAAACAGUGAUAAAACUGAUUUGCCAACCACUGGGUUACCCUGCUGCCCAUAUCAUUCCUUUCCUGAAAGGCCAGUGAUCAGUAGAUUUUCAGUGUUGCUGAUUUAUAAGCCCUACGUGCCUCCACUCUGACAUGGAAAAAAUAUAUGGAAAGGGGCACACAAAACCCCUGGACAGAGUUGAGGAACACUGGAGUAUCUCUUCAUCCUGAGCAAUGGACCUGCAUCUUUUCUACUACAUUCAGCUAGUAUGCCCAAUUCUCACACCUCUCUUCCUCCUUAAUGAACACUGUUUAGGAAUGAUUUUUUUAAGGUCAUGAUCUGUCCUGUGUAUGUGCAUGAAACUUUUUUUAUUUGUGAAUUUCUAACUUUGUUUUUACAUUGGUUAUAUUGAGCCAGUAUUAAUAUUUAUGCACAAUAUGUGCAGCACUUGGGAAAAAACCACAGGAUUGAGAAUGUGUAUCCUGGGGUUUCUUUAUUCAUUAAAUAAGAUUAUUCAUGCUGUACUUACUUUAAUUAAAAUUUUAGAAAAGUUA
Messenger RNA from Pelodiscus sinensis (Chinese soft-shelled turtle), 2595 nucleotides. RefSeq names its product guided entry of tail-anchored proteins factor 1 (gene GET1). Gene Ontology annotation, molecular function: protein-membrane adaptor activity. Gene Ontology annotation, biological process: tail-anchored membrane protein insertion into ER membrane. The record is from RefSeq and is a predicted model, not a curated record. Lineage: Eukaryota; Metazoa; Chordata; Testudines; Trionychidae. Gene Ontology annotation, cellular component: GET complex.